Fusarium keratoplasticum is the source of this 1068-nucleotide messenger RNA. RefSeq lists its product as uncharacterized. The record is from RefSeq and is a predicted model, not a curated record. Gene Ontology annotation, cellular component: mitochondrion. Lineage: Eukaryota; Fungi; Ascomycota; Sordariomycetes; Hypocreales; Nectriaceae. The transcript is spliced from 2 exons. Bases 1 to 1068 code for a protein of 355 amino acids.
AUGCUGAGUCGCCAAUUCGCACGCGCCGCCGCCGUCACCUCGCGUGCUGGCCUGCGAGCUCUCAGCUCAACUGCCGCUCGUCUGGAUGCCCACACGCCUUCCAUGGGAGACGUCAACCCCUCACGCGCCGCCGUGGACACGUUCAACCAGAAGCAGAAGGCAUUCCGCGAGCACCUGGUCGAGGCACAGAAGGAGCGAGAAGCCAGUGAGUUGCCUGCCCACCCGCAGCCUGCUAACGUUCCGUUCGCCAAGCCGGACGAGGGCUUACAGAAGGACGACGCAGGACGAACCGCAGAGGUCAAGGAGCCAGAGCCCCCCCGCAAGGCUGGGCCUCUGACGAACCUCAUCUACGGCACAAAGGAGGGUCGUGAGCUUGACGCCCAGCUCGAGGCGAGCUUCAGUCAAGUUCUGGCCCGUGGCAAGUAUGUCCACUCGAUCGUCUUCCACGAGGUCAAGCCCGAAAAGGUGGACGAGUAUGUCGACCUUGUGGGACACUGGUACCCCAAGAUGGCCAACGCCCCCGAGAACAAGGUGCAUCUAGUCGGAAGCUGGAGGACAGAAGUCGGCGACUGCGACACGUUUGUUCACAUCUGGGAAUAUCAAAAGUACGAGGGCUACCACCAGUCCCGACACUCCAUCACACACCAUCCCGAAUUCGCCGAGUUCGAUCGCAAGCUCAAAGGCAUGAUCAACUCCAAGAACAUCUCGCUGAUGCAGGAGUUUUCCUUCUGGCCGACCACCCCUCCACGACAGCUCGGUGGCGUCUUUGAGCUGCGGUCUUACACACUGCACCCCGGCAACCUGCUCGAGUGGGAGACGCACUGGCGACGAGGCCUCAAGGCCCGCCGUGAGGUCAUGGAGGGCGUGGGCGCUUGGUUCGUCCAGAUUGGCGACCUCAACACUGUCCACCACCUGUGGCAGUUUGCCAACCUCGAGGAGCGCCGCGCUCGCCGCGAGCAGAGCUGGCAGGUCGAGGGCUGGAGCGACACUGUCCACAAGACGGUUCCUCUGAUCCAGAGCAUGAAGUCGCGAGUCCUCAUUCCCAUGCCUUGGUCUCCCGUGGCCUAG